AUGCAAGAUGUGGACGAGAUAGCCCGGGAGACAAACAAGCCCCGCUUGUCCGGACGCGUCCACAUCCUGGGCCUGGGAAACGUCGGGUGUUUUGUCGCCCAUUCUCUAGCAUGGAGACAGUCUCCGCCGCCCAUUACCCUGAUGCUGCACAACCCUGAAUUCUACGAGGACUUUCUCCGCAAGAAGAGCUGCAUCUCCAUCAAUACCAAUGGUCUGGACGAUAUCAAGACCGGGUUCGACGUCAACGUCUUCCACAACAACUCAUGGCGCUCGAUUGCCUACGGCAGCGACGCGGAUAGGAAACCAAAUGAGGCACCAGAUAUACUUGCCUCAGCGGAGAAAGACGAAGGGCAUAUCGAGUGUCUGGUCGCGACGGUCAAGGCGAACCACACAGUCAACGCAUUGAAAACUGUCAGCCACCGCUUGACGGCUGACUCGACCAUCUGCAUUCUCCAGAACGGCAUGGGCACGAUGGACUUGCUCAACCGGGAAGUCUUCCCGGAUCCGGCGACACGGCCAAAAUACCUGAUGGGCAUCGUCAGUCAUGGCCUGAUGCGAGCGGAGAAGUUCCUGAUUAGACAUAUGGGAGUGGGAACGACGAUUCUCGCGCCUGUGGCUCGCAGCAACGUCCCUGCCAAUCCCGCCGAGUCCGAUACCAGCUGGGCACCCACCACCAAGUAUCUCCUACGCCUGCUCACACUCACGCCGCAACUCGUCGCUGUCGCCGAACGACCCACGGAGCUAAUUCAAUACCAGCUCGAGAAGCUGGCGGUAAACUGUGUGGUCAACCCAUUGACCGCACUCAUGGAUUGCAAAAACGGCGAGCUCCUCGGUCAUCUCAGUCUAACUCGCGUGAUGCGACUCCUUCUUUUUGAGAUCUCAAGCGUGAUCUGCGCUCUGCCCGAACUGCAGGGCAUCCCCGGUCUGGAAGAGCGAUUCAGCCCCGAGCGCCUCCGCAAAAUGGCCGUAAAUAUCAUGUACAAAACCAGAGAAAACAGCAGCUCGAUGCUACAGGAUGUCCAGAGCGCGCGGGUGACGGAAAUCGAGUUUCUGAAUGGCUACAUCGUCCGCCGGGGCGAGGAGCUGGGGAUCAAACCGGUGUUGAAUUAUACCAUGAUGAACUUGGUCAAGGGCAAGUCGUUUCUGGCACAAGCCCGAAACGAUUCUGCAAUCCCUAUCGAUUUUGUUGAAGACGAUGAUUUCCGGACUGACCGCGACGGUUAA
Molecule: messenger RNA, 1224 nt
Organism: Penicillium riverlandense
Lineage: Eukaryota; Fungi; Ascomycota; Eurotiomycetes; Eurotiales; Aspergillaceae
Product: ketopantoate reductase family protein
Exons: 1
Coding region: 1-1224 (407 amino acids)
Biological process (GO): pantothenate biosynthetic process
Cellular component (GO): cytoplasm; mitochondrion
Molecular function (GO): 2-dehydropantoate 2-reductase activity; NADP binding
Source: RefSeq, a predicted model, not a curated record